ACACACAGCACGUGUACUCAUACAGUGUACUCACACACAGUGUACUCACACACACAGUGUACUCACACACACAGUCUACUCACACACAGUGUACUCACACACACAGUGUACUCACACACACAGCACGUGUACUCAGACACACAGUCUACUCAUAGUAUACACACAGCAGCGUGUACUCUCACACGGCGUGUAAUCUUACAGCAGUGUGUACUCUCUAAAACCCACACUCCCCGGCUGUGGCAGAUCCGCUGAACUCCUGGUCCUUGGGCUGUUGAGCUGAGUUGUUGAUCUGCUCUCGGCUUCACCAGAGCUCGAGUGAGGAGGAGGAGGAGGCGCCAUGAGUUUGCCGACCUUGCUGCUGCUGAGCGCCUCUGCGCUGCUGAUGCUUUCCACGCCGGGGGCUGCCAAGAAGGACUACGGUCUGUACUGUGGAGCUUGCCGAGCGCUGGUGGACGAGGUGACGUGGGAGGUAGGCCAGGUGGACCCCAAGAAAACCAUCCAGGUGGGCUCCUUCCGCAUCAACCCCGACGGAACCCAGGACACCACCGAGGUGCCUUUUGCCCGCUCGGAGGCCCACCUGCUGGAGGUGCUGGAGGGCGUGUGCCAGCGCGUGGGCGACUACGCCGAGGUGGACGCCGGCUCGGGGAAGCCGCGCUCGUUCGUGCGCACGACCGCCCGUCCCGGCGAGAAGCUCGACCUGACCAACGUCACCAUCAGCGGCGACAUGGCCUUCACUAACCCGCACUGA
Lethenteron reissneri (Far Eastern brook lamprey) is the source of this 748-nucleotide messenger RNA. RefSeq names its product protein canopy homolog 2-like. NCBI's taxonomy places the organism in Eukaryota, Metazoa, Chordata, Hyperoartia, Petromyzontiformes, Petromyzontidae. Gene Ontology annotation, cellular component: endoplasmic reticulum. The record is from RefSeq and is a predicted model, not a curated record.